Molecule: messenger RNA, 7941 nt
Organism: Bacillus rossius redtenbacheri
Lineage: Eukaryota; Metazoa; Arthropoda; Insecta; Phasmatodea; Bacillidae
Gene: wnd
Product: mitogen-activated protein kinase kinase kinase 12
Exons: 14
Coding region: 882-3635 (917 amino acids)
Biological process (GO): protein autophosphorylation; signal transduction
Cellular component (GO): cytoplasm
Molecular function (GO): MAP kinase kinase kinase activity; ATP binding
Source: RefSeq, a predicted model, not a curated record
AGAAGGAAAGUGGGAGGGGAUACAAAACAAGGACGCGUGUUUGUUGAUUUGCUUGCGAACUCUGCCCGUGGAGAAGUGUUUUCGUCGCUAGGCGUGUGUGCUCUUUUGUUUCGCGUGGUUCUCCCACCUAAACCCCCCUCCACGUACCAACCAUCUUGUGUUACGUUUGGAAUUAUCUUCUUUUUUUAUUCUUCGGAGCGCCGCGUGAACGUGACGCAAGACAAGUAGCUGCGCGCGCACACACACCCACACGCCAGGCCGCUACCGUUGUGGCGGAGGAAAAAAAAAGAAGAGAAAAAAGGGGGACAAUCGACCUUAUGGCGCCUCUCACCUUUCCUCCUCUCGCGGCCGCCAUCUUGGGCUCCGGUCUCCAGCAGAGAGCGCUGCGGGCCUCCAGCCAGUCGGGCACACGGUAGCCUGACGCCAGGCCGUGUCGAGUGCUGUUUUUUUUUGUUUUCCGUACCUGUCCGUGCCGAUUCUUUGCCUUGUUUUCCUCUCUUGCGCGCGUUCGGCAGUCUUCUCGACGUAGUGCGUGUGAAUUGACUGUGCUUCGCCAUCUUACCCUCCCCCCCCCCCUUCUUUAUGUUUUCGUUUCCACCAAGAAAUCAACCUGUGACGUUCAUACAACAUAAUAAAUAUUUUUUUUUAAUGAAGUUCGUCUCUUCGUUGCCCGUGUGAUCAGUGAUUUCAAAAGUGUUUACAAAGUGCGUUUCAUUGUUGGCAGUUUUUUUUCUUCUUGUUGUGUGGUGACAGCUGGUUCGACAGUGUGUGCUGUGUGUGACGGAUAAUAAAAACAAAAUAAAUAAAUAAUCCUCUUUUGUCAUGAGUGCGGAAGGAAUAUUCCCGCGCCAGAACUCCGUCUUCUCACACCUGUAACUUUCAUGACGAUGCACACCCCCGUGGGCACCAUGGACGCCUCCCUGCGCACCCACGAGGUGGUGGACAUCCCCGCCGAGAUGUGCUCCAGCAAGGAGGACCAGGACUUCGCCAACGGCAUCCUGUGCAUCCAGGAGGAGCUGGGGCAGGUGAGCCUGCAGCCGCCCCCGCCGCCGCCGCCGCCGCCGCCGCCGCCGCCGCUGAGCGACCAGAGCGACAGCAGCCAGGACGAGGGGCAGCGCGCCGCCCCCUGCUCGGGGGUGGUCAUCCACGGGCCCUCGGCGGGGCAGCGCUCGGGCUGGAUCGACGGUCUGCUGGGCUGCCUGCGGCCCGUAUGGACCAUCAUCGGCAAGGCCACCAACAACGAGAUCAAGGGCCGCCAAGACGACUGGGAGAUCCUGUUCGAGACCAUCAGCGACCUGAAGUGGCUGGGGUCGGGCGCGCAGGGGGCCGUGUUCAGCGGCAAGCUGCGCGGCGAGGUGGUGGCCGUGAAGAAGGUGCGGGAGCAGAAGGAGACGGACAUCCGCCACCUCCGCAAGCUCAACCACCCCAACAUCGUGCAGUUCAAGGGCGUCUGCACGCUGGCUCCCUGCUACUGCAUCAUCAUGGAGUACUGCCCCUUCGGCCCGCUCUACAACCUGCUGAAGGACGGGGAGCUGGUCCCGCCCGCCAAGCUCGUCAAGUGGGCCAAGGAGAUCGCCUCCGGCAUGCACUACCUGCACUCCCACAAGAUCAUCCACCGAGAUCUGAAGAGCCCCAAUGUGUUGAUCGGCCGGGGUGAAGUGGUGAAGAUCAGCGACUUCGGGACGAGCAGGGAGUGGAACGAGAUCAGCACGAAGAUGACGUUCGCCGGCACGGUGGCGUGGAUGGCCCCGGAGAUCAUACGCAACGAGCCGUGCUCCGAGAAAGUGGACAUUUGGUCGUACGGCGUGGUGCUGUGGGAACUGCUGACCUGCGAGACGCCCUACAAGAACGUCGACUCGUCUGCCAUCAUGUUCGGGGUGGGCAACCACUCGCUGCACCUGCCCAUCCCGGCCACCUGCCCCGCGGGCUUCCGCCUGCUGGUGAGGCAGUGCUGGAGCGCCAAGCCGCGCAACCGGCCCUCCUUCAAGCACAUCCUGCUGCACCUGGACAUCGCCGGCGCCGAGCUGCUGGCCACGUCCCCCCACGAGUACCUCCAGACCCAGGCCACCUGGAGGCAGGAGAUCCGCCUGCAGAUGCAGCAGGUCCAGUCGCACGGCAGCCACAUGUCGCGCUUCGAGGCGGACCUGGUGAAGAAGCGCAACGAGGAGCUGAAGCACGCGCAGGACAUCCGGGACCACUACGAGCUGAAGCUGGACCGCGUGAACAGCAUGUACCUGGAGAUCAUCGCGCGCAACCUGCAGUUCGAGCAGGAGCGGGAGGAGCUGCGGCUCAAGACGCUGCAGGUGGACCAGCAGCGCCAGCUGCUCGAGGUGAAGAGGCGGCAGGUGCAGCAGUGGGAGCAGCUGCUCAUCAAGCGGGAGAAGAAGGUGGGCAUGAAGAACAAGAAGCAAUUCGCCGGCAAGCAGCGGCAGUCGCUGGCCAACCGGUCCACGCCCACGUCGCCCGAGCAGAACACCAGCAGCCCGGACUCCCCUCAGAACUGGGCGCGAGGGAACCCCGUGGUGGCGAGCCUGGUGCUGGACGGCGACAUGCUGCCCAGGGCGAUCGUGGCGCCGGGCUGCGACGGGCUGCUGCGGCAGCGCAGGUUCCGGCACCGCAGGACUGCCUCGGGGGGCAAGGGGGGCCCUAGCGCGGCCCGAUCCAGCCCAAGCCAGGAGCGCAAGGCCGACCAGGCGGAGGAGCGCCAGCGGGCGGAGCACGGCACGCAGACCGAGAUGGAGAUCAGCGACACGGACACCAGCCCCAACCCCCGCGCGGCGGAGCGGCACUUCGGGGACGGCGAGGGGGCGGGGGAGUCGGGCGGCCAGUCCCCGGGGGGCGGCAGCCUCAACGGCAACACGGUCCCGGGCGGAGCCCUGGAGACCUACCCCUCGUUCCUGGACAAGGCGGACGAGUUCGACGAGGACCGCAACAGCAACGCGCGGCUGCGCCUGCCCGAGUGCAGCGACGACGACCACCUGGAGAGCCUGGGCCGCAAGGUGAGCCGGAUCCUGAACGGCAACGCGGGCGACGCGGAGAGCAACGGCAACCGCCCGGAGCCGGGCGUGCUGGACGAGGGCCUGGCCCGCAGGCUGGCCGCCGGCCGGGACCUGGUGUGCGGCUACCGCGGCGUCGUCCUGUCGGGCAACGUGGCCCGCCCCGUGACGGGCCGGCUGCGGGGGGCCGGCAGCUCCGAGACGCUCGACUCCCGGUCCAGCCGCGAGGAGCCCUACGAGAGCUGGUCCGAGGGCGAGGGCGACGGCCUCUCCGCGUACUCCCUGCGGCGCCGUAGCCUGGCGCGCAAGCCCAUCGGGCCGGGCCGCCGGCUCAAGAAGCUGAAGCUGGGGCGGGGCUCGGAGGGCAACCUCAGCGACGAGGAGAACACCCCCGACUACAGCCACCCGCCGUCCAGCCAGUGCUCCACCCUGGAGAGCAACCCCGACCUGGCGCAGGUCAUGCGCGCGCUGGGGGCCGACGCGCCCCCGCCCGCCGCCAAGAGGCCGCACGGCGCCGCCAGGGAGAAAUCCGUUAACGGAAACACUCCCGACAGCUCGGACUCAGAGUCGGACAACGCAAGCAGCAUGACGGUGGCCACGCAGCUGGGCAAGUCUUCUCGCGUCGAAACUGUCGUCUGAUGUUAAACACGCUACGCUGAAGGAAAUCAUCCCUUUUGAACAAGUACAAUGUCGGUGUUUUGUAUUAGAUUACAGCCAUUAGUUGCAGUUUUUGAAGCUACGAACAGUUGGUCUGUUUGUGGUACUCAUAUGUCUUGCAAAACAUUGUAAAACUGCCAUUAGUUACAAAUAAAUAUUGUAAUCCUUCUCUGCGACGGGGACAAACGUGGACGUGAACCGAUCUUCAGAGCGGACAGAGCUCCAGAGUAUUGACGGCAAGGACGGACGUGCAACGUUGAUUGGUGGGCCACACAGACGUACCUCGACACAAUUUGUAUUGCAAGUGUAAAUAUUAAUAAAAUAGUUAUAUGGCCAUAUAAUAGCACUAUUUAUAAGUAUGUGUAGACUCUUGUCUUCUGUUUGUCUCUAGUUGAGACUCAUAGUUUUUUACAAAUUGUUUUUUGUUUGGGAUGCUGAAUAGUUGUAAUUUGUAGGUGUUAAGAUGCUUUUUUUUUUUUUUUAGAACGGCUAGUUUGCAGGACAGUUGUCGAUUAUGAAAGGGAUGUAAUAAUUUGUUUUACAUUUUGAGUAAUUAUUUAUUAACUUGUGCAAGUUUCCUAUAGGUGCGUACAUUUCAAUUUUGUUUUUCUAUGUGAAUAUGAAAUGAGACUGAAGAUUAAGUAAAGUGUGUUCUGUACAGUAAUGGCAAAAUGUUUUAUGGGUGGAAUAGAUAAUCUAUUUUAAUUAAAAAUAUUUAUUUUUGACUACAUCAUGGCACAGUAUAGCCCAAGAAAAUUGAUUUGUUUUAAAAUAAAAUUCAACUCCACAUUAAAAAUUCUUUUUGAACAGGCAUGAUUUCUUAUUAGGUGAAAAUUCCCUAGUUGUGGAAUUAAUUAUUUUUAUAAUGAAAGAUAAAAUUGGUUUAUUGGUAAUAUUUCAUGAAAUUUGUCUUAGGUUUUAUGGCAUAUAUUUUUAUAUUUUUACAGAAAUAUAUGUGAAAAAAGUUAUGCGUGUUUCGAAGGAAGUUUAAUGCUAAGCACAGUCUGCAAUUACAAAUGUAUAAUGUUAAAAUCAGUUUAGUCAUAAUGUGUAUACUGGAAUAAAACUUGAUAAACUAUGUAAGACUACAUAUUUAACUGUGCAUAUGUUAAUAUUUACACAUGAUUCAAUCACAUUCCAUUGUACUUAUUACAGAUUAUUUUGUAGUUAUUAUGUCACUAGAAAAAUUUCAGUAUCACAAUUUUAUGUGGAAUCCAAACGUUUGUACAAUUUUAGUGGAAAUGUUGCAAAAACCAUGUACAUUUAUAAACUUUUUUGAAUCUAUAUUUUAGGGAACUUAAGAAGUAUCAUGAAAGUGAAUAAUUUUUAACUAAAGAAUAUAAGCAAUUGUUGAUUCCACAGUAGAACAAAAUAAUUUGUAAAAGCACGUCGAUGUAUCAGUGAUUGCAUGCAGUUGUAAUCUAAACACAAUGAAAAUGUUGCAGCAUGUUAAAAGUUAUUAAAACAUGUAUUAUGAAUUUAAAAAAUAGUGUGAUGUUAGCGGUACUAGAAAUGAAGUUAAAAAGCUGGAAAUAAAUUUUUUUUAUGUUGAUUCAAAAUUAAUCGCAUUAUUUUUAAUGCACAUUGUUGAAAAACCCUGUCAGUGUAUAUUUAGGGGUAUACCAAUGUUAUCUAGGCCUGUGCGAAUUAGAUUUUUAGUUCCAGCCAAAUUUUAAAAUAAAAAUAUUUUCAAAAAUUUAUAUAUGAUUCUGGAUGAUAUGUAGAAAAUUUUUGAUUGAAUAAGAAAAUAUAUUAGUUUGUGAAUGCCACAUUUUAAAAAUAAAUUGGAAUUGCUGCUAUGAAAUGAAGUUACAGUAAAACCUUUUUGUUGCAACCCCAUUUAUUGCGACCACCUCUCUAUUACAACCCGAUUUCGAGGAACCGUGAAAAAAUUGCCGAAUAUCCGAAGAAAAUCGGACAGAAAAUAAGUUUCUUGUGGUGAGUAGCGUGUUACUGGGUUUCUCUUGCAGAGUGCUGUACUGCCGUAGGCAGCGCAUAUCUAAAAAUAGAUACCACUUCCUGUCGACCGCUGUCAGAGCUUGACAACCCCCAUUCCACGUCCCUUCAAUGCAAGAAAAACCCUCCAGCCGCAGCGUGUGAACAUGGUAGUCUGCCACUCGCUCACCCGCCCUUGCUCACCCUCUCCCCAUACCGUGCGCUGCGGCCGAUCUCGGAUGCUGCUUGUACUUGUUAACAAUCACGUUAUCUGCUUCAUUUUAACGAGGAGAGUAAAAAUAUAUCAAAACUGUCAGAAAAUUGAUAAAAGCUUUAUGUUUUAGCAAAACAGGGCAAUACACUGGCCCGCCAGUUGUUUUCAUUCAAAACGUGGCUAAAGAACUUGCAAGGAUCAGGCUGAUAACAUCUGGCAAUAUGUGUAGGUUAUAAGGAAUCUUGUUAUGAAUUGAGAUGUUAUGUUUUUCGAGUAGAUAUACACAGCGACCGACUGGAUGCACGCCUGCCUCGACUUGUUUUAACUGCCGCAGCGAUGUUUAUUUUGACAGCUCAAGCAAUUAUCUUUUCCCGUGGGUUGACAGAAAAAGGUCGCUUCACCCGGCAUAAAAAAAAAAGUCUACGCCACUUAUUCCCCACGCAGGAAACACACUGGCUGCCUCCUGUCUCCCCCGCAUUUAUCUUUCUUCUAACAUUCCACGUCUCGCUUCUCGCACGAGCAAUAACGAAGCGACCACACAUUGGGCUGUUUUAUGCUUUGUUUGGUGACAGCAGCUUGAUUUUAUUCGGUAUAUGUAUUCCUUUUCAUUGGACCCUUGCUAUUAAAAUACAUUUAUAUUUAAGUUUGAAAGCUUGUAAAUUCCUUGCCAGAGAUUACUUAACUCGAACUUGGUGUGAAAAGUACAUAUUUUGACUUUUUUUUUUUUGGGGCGUGUUUGGGGGGGAGGGUUCCGAAAAUAUUUACAUCGAUCUUACCCCUCCCUCACCACUUUAGUACCCCAUUCAUAAUAGCCCAAUUUUACGGGAGAAGGGUGGGUGAAAUGAGCAUUUUCUCACUGAAGGUUUUUCAAAGGGGAGCGAAGUUGGGGUGUUAUAAGGGUAUGACACUAGAUGGUUUGUGUGUCUGGGAGGGAUGAGCUAGACUUGAAGAAUGUACACGAGGGGAGGGAGGGGUGAGAUUAUCCGUCAUGAAGCCGCUGCUGCCAGCCAGCCGGGCGAGCUUCGUGUGCGCCCACUCGCGUUGCAGAACCUACCACUGCCAUAUUUUUAAAGGAAAUGUCCCAUUAUUUUUUUGUUAUUCUUACAUGAACAUUAUUGGAAGAAUUAAAGCCGACACAAAAAUACGCUGUGUGAAAAUUAACAGAUUUUAAUGAUCUUUCAUUUUUUUUUCUAUUUUUUUUUUCUGAUGUUCACAUUUUGGUCAAAAUGUCCAAUUUUUUGACGGUUCUCAAGAAUGUAUUCUUAAAAUCACUGCUUCAUUAAAUCCGGGGUUCAUGACAUCGGGGUUCUAGUGUAUUUCACUACGGCAAGCAGAAAACGUACAUGUAAACUAACCAGUAAAAAUAAACUGUCUUUUGACAUAUUUUCUUUAGAGGUGGCUUGUAGGGCGACCGACUUGUCAUGAAGGUUGAAGUGGGUUUAAAGCAAAGCCAUCUAGCAUUGUGAGUGACAGCAUCCUGCCAUUGUACGGCUGGUUUCUUAGCGAGUAUCGGUUUGGAAAAGGGGGGGGGGGGGGGGGGGGGUGAAAUCAACUGAAAAUUUCGGAAAACAUCUAUUACAACCCCCCCUCUAUUAAGACCCUAUUCCUGGGAACCGUGAGGGGUCGUUUCAGAGAGGUUUGACUGUAGAUAUUUCAUGGUAAUGGUUAAAAAAAUUUUAAAUUUAAGUUUUGAGUUUUUCAUUGUUCUCUUGUUUUCAACUUGUUAGGAAAACUCUAGUUCACAAAUUGUCCUGCCAUUUGAACUUCAAUCAUUAUGCUAUUAACUCAGUGUAUGUUCAAAUAAACUAUGGCUAACUAUACUGGGUCCCAUUAAUAAAUAUAUUUUAUUUAUAAUUUGCUAUAUUUUUUUUAAUACAAUUUUAUGUCUCAAACGGUUGUGUGAUUUCUUACACAAGGUGAUAUAAAACAGCUUCACUGCUCUUAAAAUACAACGGAAUAUUUGUUAUUUAUGAAGUAUAAGUACGUAUUUAAAAUCAAAUUUGAAAAAUAUUUUUGGUCUUGGUACUUUGUAAUUUCAAAUGUUCGCACAGGCCUCACAUUCUCUUGACCACUGAAAACAUUUCAACACUUCUAGCCUGAACACUUAUGUACUUAAGUCCAUUAAAAUCAAGAAACAUA